This is a messenger RNA of Striga hermonthica, 498 nucleotides long. The record is from the annotation of a GenBank genome assembly. NCBI's taxonomy places the organism in Eukaryota, Viridiplantae, Streptophyta, Magnoliopsida, Lamiales, Orobanchaceae.
AUGAAGCACUGCGCGAUUAAACAGACGAACAGUUUCGGCGGCAGAUCUGUGGAUAAGAGAGAGACGGUGGUUUGCCCUAAGCCACGGCGGCUCAGCCUUGCCCACGCCGCCCUUGACCCUUCUUUGGCUAGGCCCUUACGCCGGCAGAUGAGCCAUCAGAAAGAGUUUGAUUGUGACUCAAGAGCUGGAAACGAAUUACUGGACAUAAUACUUGCCAAGGGCAACCAUGGUAGUUCAGAACACCCGCAGAUUGCCUCGUCUCCUCCCUUCUUUUCCGGGUCGCCGCCAGGCCGAGUAUCUAACCCUCUAAUCCAGGACGCUCGAUUUGUGGACGAUAAUUACUUUCCGGUUGGCCCCACUCUACAAUCCCCCUCGUCCAAACAAAAGGGCGGUUGUGUCGUGAGGGCAAGUUUUGGUAAAAAUCCAGCCGUUAGGGUGGAGGGUUUUGACUGCCUCGAUAGGGACGGGCGCAAUUGCACUAUCCCAACCUUUGCCUAA